GGACUAAAGACAUAGUGACGAUGGCACGUGUUGCGCUUUGCCUCGGGGUGGUGGCCCUUGUUGUUUUAGCAGACUCUGUCAGUGCAGGACCUCCAUUUGGCAGUGGAAGCUUUAGCCAAGCCAGUGCACAAUCUGGUUCUUACCGGGGUGUACCCCCACGUGCACCCGUCCAACUUGCCCGUCCAGGUUUGGGCAACCAAGGUUUCGGCAACCAGGGUUUCGGCAAUCGAGGUUUUGGUAAUCAGCGACCAGGUUUGAUUCAAGGACGAAAUCCAACUGGAGGCAUCGCUAUCAGUUCUUCAAAGAGCAUUAGUAUUGGUGGAGGACCUGCAGCAGCUUCUUCUAGUUCUAAGUCAGGGAAAUAGGGCGACCAAUUGACCAUGUUUUGUUUAGAUGACCGCUGACGGAUGACCGUGACAAUGUAAUCAAUGCAUUCAUUUUCACUUUUCUGUUUAGAUAUGAAGUUACUUUUUUUAUUUUACUUACCUAAUCAUACAAUGUAAUCCUAUAAUAUGUACAUAAUUUGUAGCAGUAUGUUUAACGUAUCUUUAUAUUUGUAUUAU
Messenger RNA from Hyposmocoma kahamanoa, 563 nucleotides. RefSeq lists its product as uncharacterized. The record is from RefSeq and is a predicted model, not a curated record. Bases 21 to 365 code for a protein of 114 amino acids. NCBI's taxonomy places the organism in Eukaryota, Metazoa, Arthropoda, Insecta, Lepidoptera, Cosmopterigidae. The transcript has 2 exons.